AGGACGACCGGAUAACGGGAACCGAGAAGGGGGACAGGAGCAAAACGCGUCAGUCUGACAGACAUAGACGGGGUGCUAUUGUAUAACUCGGGCCUUCAGUCUUUUUUCACUCCAGACUUGCAGGAGGAGCGGCUGCUUCCUGUUAUUUUCCUGUUUUCUUUUUCUCUCGCCGCGGAGGUAGAGACGGAGCGCGGCAGCGGGGCUCGGUGUUGCAUCGGCCGCUGGCGGAGGACCUGCACAUGUCGGCGCGGUGAGGGAGCGUUUGUUUCCCCGCCCUGAUACGGUUGGAGGACGGCAGGAGGAGGCGGUGGUUGCGUGGAGUCGUAUAAACCGAGACGAGAGCAACGCUAUCCACCUCUGUGAGAAAAAAAUAAAUAAAAAUAAGCAGGUGCGGCCGUUUGAGCGGUCGAAAGAGGAUCCGUUAAAAACGAGCGAGAAGGACAACAGUGAUGCGGCAACCGAGGUGGGCCCAGAUUGAUGAUUUUAUGAUAUCAUCAUCCACCGCCAGGACCGAUCACUGAUUUUAUUGAUAAGGAGCAUCAUCGAGGAGAAUAAGCUAUAAACUGACCUGGGGUCCGUUUGUUUGUUUUUGAGCUGGAUAAACAGGAGGUGCUUGAUUACAGUGAUUUCUUUACACCCGGAGCUGUGUGAUCAGUUAGAAGAAUAAAUAUCCAAAUUUAGGCCCAGGACUUAGUGUGUGUGUGACGCCAAUACAGCAGCAGAGAGGCGUGUGUGUAUGUGUGUGUAUGUGUGAGAGAGAGGGAGAGAGAGAGAGAGGAGACGCGCCUGUCUGAGCAUCAUCUGGUAGCUGCACGGGCUACUCCUCCACGGGGAUGAUACACAAGCGAUUUUUCAUCUGUGCGUGAAAAACACAAGAAUCAGGGAUGCUGCUGAUGCUGCUGCUGCUGCCAUUUCCAGUCCGGCUCUGAUAGAGACAGCGAGGCGCACAGCACGGGACUGGACAUCCUGAAAAUAUCUCUCCUCACCUCUCCUCCGCCUCUGCACCUUCUUCCCCCCUUUAUCUCUCCCUCCCCUCUCCUCCUCCCUCCCUCUACCUCCUCCUCCUCUUCCUCCUCCACCCCGGAGCGUCUAUUCAUUCUGAUCAAUUGAUAAUCCAUCUGUGAUUCAGAAAGCCACCCACUCCUCCAUCCUUACCCUCCAUCCUCUCCUCCAUUCACCAAUACAUCCUCUCCAGCGCCUCUUUACGCACUCACACGCGCAAAGGCACGCACGCACGCACCACCACCACUACCACCCGCAUCACCACCGCCAUCUACAGCCAUCAUGGAGACGACCAAGCUGCCUCCGACCAGCCCGUCCUCGCCGACCACCAGUUUCUCGGUGCCGUCCGCGGAGAAGGUGGACGGCUUCCCGCGGAGGUCGAUGCGCAGAGCCCGGCAGAGGAGGUCCCACAGCUCGUCCCAGUUCCGCUACCAGAGCUCCCAGGUGGAGCUCACCCCACUGCCCCUGCUCAAAGACGCCCCGGUGGCAGAGUUACACGACCUGUUCUGUAAGAAGCUGCAGCAGUGCUGCGUGCUGUUUGAUUUCCUGGACUGCGUGGCUGACCUGAAGGGGAAGGAGAUCAAACGUGCGGCGCUCAACGAGCUGGUGGAGAGCGUGGCCACAAGCAGAGGAGUCCUCAUAGAGCCUCUGUAUCCAGAGGCUAUAAAGAUGAUCUCUGUAAAUAUCUUCCGGACUCUCCCACCAAGCGAGAAUCCAGAGUUUGACCCAGAGGAAGAUGAGCCAACACUCGAAGCCUCCUGGCCGCAUCUGCAGCUGGUGUACGAGUUCUUUCUGCGUUUCCUGGAGAGCCCGGACUUCCAGCCCUCCAUGGCCAAACGCUACGUCGACCAGAAGUUUGUCCUGCAGCUCCUGGAGCUGUUUGACAGCGAGGACCCCAGGGAGAGGGAGUACCUAAAGACCAUACUGCACCGUGUCUAUGGAAAACUACUGGGCCUCCGAGCCUAUAUCCGCAAACAGAUCAACAACAUCUUCCUCAGGUUCAUAUAUGAAACUGAGCACUUCAACGGAGUCGCGGAGCUUCUGGAAAUCCUCGGCAGCAUCAUAAACGGCUUCGCCCUGCCCCUGAAGGCUGAACACAAGCAGUUCCUGGUUCGGGUUCUCAUCCCGCUACACACGGCAAAGUCCCUUUCUAUCUUCCACGCACAGCUGGCCUACUGUGUGGUGCAGUUCAUGGAGAAAGAUGCUACAGUGACUGAAUAUAUCAUCAGAGGGCUGCUCAAGUACUGGCCAAAAACCUGCACGCAGAAAGAGGUGAUGUUCCUUGGUGAGAUUGAAGAGAUCCUGGAUGUGAUCGAACCUUCUCAGUUCAUUCGGGUCCAGGAGCCGCUCUUCAAACAGAUCGCAGCCUGUAUCUCCAGCCCUCACUUCCAGGUAGCGGAGCGGGCUCUUUACUUCUGGAACAACGAAUACAUCCUCAGUCUGAUAGAGGAAAACUGUCAAGUCAUCCUGCCGCUGGUAUUCGCCACCCUCUACAGAGUCUCCAAGGAGCACUGGAACCAGACCAUUGUGUCUCUGAUCUACAACGUGCUGAAGACCUUCAUGGAGAUGAACAGCAAGUUGUUUGAUGACCUCACUGCCUCCUACAAAGUGGAGAAACAGAAGGAGCUGAAGCGAGAGAAGGAGCGUGCAGAUCUCUGGCGAGGGCUGGAGGAGCACCAGGACCGCCGGAUGCAGAUGCUCACAGAGGCGGCCAGGAACCAGCGCAACCUCCAGGAGCGAGGCGAGAGAGGGGACCCACCGACCCCUUCGUCCCCGCAGACGGCUCACUCCGACCAGCCCGAGCCCAAGCCAAGCGGGGCCUCUUCUUCCUCCUCUGGAGCCGGGGAGAGCGCCACCUAGGUGCUGCUCCACAGAGAUUGGAUAGCACGGGGGUUAGGGGAUGGGGAGAAGACAUGAGGUUGAUGGUGAAAGUGUUGGGAGAGAAAAGGUACAAAAUCCACUGUUCUUUUUUAUCUUGCAUCAUCGAGGGCGUGGCUUUUUGUGAAAAAGCGCACAAUCUCAGUGAUCCGAGGUAAAGACCGCACCUUUGUUCUGACAGAGUUGUGUGAAACUGGUUCACUUUUUGCUGUGCACACAUUAUGUUGCAGAUCAGAAGAUGAAUAUUGUCCAAAAGUGCAGACUGUCAUUUUAAUUAGUGGCUGGUUUAUUAAACUGCAGGUCAGUGUCCAAAAUUGGUAGCUGGCCUGCUUCAAAUCAGCCUCACAAUAAGAGAUGAAAUGUCUCUUUUGGUGCAACACUAAUCAAGUUUAACAUGUGUCUAACUUGUCUUGAUAUUUAACCAACCGAGUCUGUACUGUGGCCUCGUAUUUAUCUUUUGGUCGGAGAUGCUUAUUUCAUGCGUGAAUAGCACAAUACAUUAAUAAACAAAAGAAGCAAUUUCACACAAAUGUCCCAAAACUAUGGCCGCACAGACCAGACACACACACACACACCAGACACACACACACACACACACACACACACACACACACACAGACGCAGGUACAUAUUUACUGUAAAUAUGAGAAGACAGAGCUAAGAAAGUGUAUUCAGGUCGAACCAAUCUUCACACACAGAAACACUCGAUUGAUGCACCGAAAUACAGUUUACAGACACACAGGCACACACACACACACACAUACACACACACACACACACACACACACACACACACACACACAGCUGGUUCUGGUGCCUCUCCCAUUCUGUCGGGUUCCACCAAAGGACGAGCCUAAAGUCCCUCAAGGUUAAAUACCCACUGAUGAAAAUGAUGAUAAUGAUAUAAAGUACAAUACUGUUCCUUCUUCUUACUUGUUACUCUACUACUACUACUCUACUCUACUCUAAGUACUACUGAUGAUGAUGAUGAUGAUAAUGUUUUUAUAUAUAUACAUAUGUCUCUGGAUAUUUCUGUAGUGUAUUAUGGGAGAAACACUAGUGUAGCAGAUACCAUAAAGGGGAAGGCCGGCUCGAAUUUUGUAUUCACAUCACAUGUUAACUGUACGAGGCCAUAAUGUGAGUGCUGAAAUUCAGCGGAAUUCCCCUUUAACAGACCUUAAAGAGGGGAGGAAUGAACUGGAUUGCCGGUGGCUGUUUUUCUUUUAUUUUGAAAUUUUGGAUGAUCAUGGUGCGGCGGGUUUGUUUUAAAGGGGUAUUUCGUAGAAAUCCAAAAACAUUCCAUGUUUAAAGAUUUUUUUUAAAGGUGCCCUGCGGAGCUAAACUGUAAACAAAAACCAAAAUGAAUUGUGUGUAUCCUUAAAAAUGUGUUAAAUACAUUAUAAAACAUUUGUAAAGCCGAUAUUUUAACAAAUUUUUUACAUCCAUUUUUACUUGUUCUUCUUUUUCUUCUUUCCAGCCUUUGUUGGCAUAUAAGUUUCUUUGCACAUUACCGCCACCAACUGUGUAACAGUGGAAUAGCAUGACAGCAGCAGCACAAUGUGAAUCACAUUGUCUGCUUGCCCAUGUACAUACAUGUGAAACCUCUUGUGCAAUACAAACAUACUGGGGACCCGCUCAUAAAAACAUUGCUCUAUAGCGCUAAUAGUGGUCAAAAACUCCACUGGGCACCUUUAAUUUUGAUAAUGUGGUUAAAAGUUUACUAAAAAUCUACCCAUUUGCCUAGGUUACAUUUUACAAAGUUGAAGUUUAGAACCCCCUCAAUUUCUCAAAGCAAACUACUACACCCUGACCAACAGAGAGGUUAGUGGACCACAAGUGUUUCAGACCAAAAGAAAAACACAGUGAUCCAGUUGGAUUUCUGAACCCUUUAGGCUCAGCAGACCUGACGCUGCUAGAAGGCGACCACGACGAUGAUAACUCUUUUUCGGUGUGAACCAAGAAAAAUCUGUUUAUUCUUGUCUGAUCAUUAUGAUAAAGUGAUGGGAUAAAGACAGGGGGAAAAAACAAAAAAAUUAUUUUAGCAAUAUUUUCAUUCUUUCAGGAUAAUCUGUGUGUUAUUAGGGGGUUGAACAGGAAGUGGGUGUCACACUCAAACGUUUACCCCCCACUCUUGUUUUUACUCCUGUUGCGUCCUUGAUAUUCACAUUGUCUUAAAGGUACUUUCUGUGUAAAUUGAUUUGAUGAAAAAUGAUUUUGCUUUGUAAUUAUGUUGUUUUUUUCUUGGUUUUUGUAUGAUCUUGUUCAUUUUGUGGAAAACUGAUACUGAUGCUAUUUAUUUUCUAUUUGAUCAGGAAAUCUAACCUUAUUUGAAGAUGAUGGUCAGGUUGUGUGUGUGUGUGCGUGCGUGCGUGCGUGCCUGCGUGUGUGUGCGCAUCGGUGUGUAUCCAGUGAGUGAAUUAGUGAGCAGGAGAUGUGCGUAGACAGAGUGAUAGAGAAUGAGAGAAAACAGUUCUCUCUUUGUUUCUUUUUCUCUCUCUCUCCUUCUCUCCUUCCUGAGGGACAGGGUUUGAAUCCGAAUGUAUCGUAAAACAAAUCGAUUGUUUUUUUGACGCUUGAGACGCAGAGCUACCUGUCGGCUGCUUCGUAACCAAACCUUUCAAAAACCCUUCAGACCAGCAGUUUUUGUUAAAACACUCACUUUGAAUCAUGCCUGAGUCAACAAGGUUUUGAAAUCCUUGAAAACAGCUCUCUGAUUGGCCUUUCAAGUUUUAUUGAGCUGUUAAUAUACAACUUAUUUGGUAUUUGACGUCAUUAAUCUGCACCUGGCCCAAUUUUACAUGUUUUUUGUGAAUGCUAUAAGUUUGAGUUAGAUUGACUUUCUUUGGUGCUUUGAGGCUGCAGUCACACAUAAUCUACCAUUGCUUCUUCUUUUUUGCUUUCAAGUGUUGACACUGCAGCUUUGCAUUUAUUGCAAUUUCCAGAUGUUGAAUCCAAUACCCAGGUUGUUACAGCGCAUCUGUCAGUCAAGACAAAUAUUGUCUCAUCAUGGGCUCCAUCAGGGGAUGGGGUUGCUUGUUUGUUCUGGGGAUAGCUCAGUGUGUCAUGUCAUGUGACUGAAGUAUGGAACUUUGGUACCAGGUGUUCAGAAUGUAGCAUCACAUGAUGGCACCUGAGACAUCCCCAUGGAAACUGAGCAAACGCCAUCUACUGAUGAAGACUGAAAUAAGGCUUUUAGUUUCACAUGUGCUUGUGGUUCCCAACCUGCUGGCUUGAGAAUCCUCAGAACAAACAAACCCCUUGGUGUUUGUGUGGACAUGAGUUGUGAGCUGUUCAACCAAAGAGUGUUUUUACCCCUCAGAUAGUCUUGAUUUUAUGGUUUUUAAAAGCCUUGACAGGUAAACGUGUCCAGUAUUUCACAAGUUAAGACCAAACUUUGCAUUCUAAGUGGAUGCUCAACCUCAAACAUACAAAUCAGGAAAAAUACAUAAAGAGCAAAAUAUGAAGAAAAUUGGGGAUUUCUUAAUUAUUAUUGUUCUCAUGUCCUUUUUAAUGAACUUGUGACCCUUCUGAUUUAUCUCAGGACCCCUUAAGGUGCGCCAACCACCAGAUUUCGGAACCACUGACACACCACUCUGAUACCACUGAUUUUUUUUCUUCUGUUUCUGCACACAAUCGUAGAUGUCAAGUACACAAAUUUGCAUGGAUCGUGCUCCAUGGAAGCCACACAGAAAAUGCAUUGAUGGAUUUGGUGUGAAAGAACCUAAAACGGCUAAAAACCUGCACCUGCAAAUGCCACCUGGCCGGCACACCGGGCACAUAAAAGGGAAAAGACUCCCAUGUGGUUGGAUUUCAAAUAUUGUUUUGAUUCAGGCAGAGAGAAAAAAACACAACUGAAAAGAGACAAAACUUGACCUUGCUGUCAUAAAAUUUAGCUUCCUCUAUGAUUUUUUUGUUUUGGCUAGCUUACACACAAACCCUCUUGAUUGUUAUUGUCAGUCGGUCAGCUGACUCGGGGAAACCCCAGUUCCCACUGUUCUAGAAUUCUCACUUCUAUUGAUUAAUAGUAAUAUUCCUCUUUCUACAAUUCUGUCGUACAUUCUAGAACUGCUCCAGAACAGGAUGCGAGAGAAGAGAGUGUUCAUAGAGAGCUCGGGUAUCGCCACACAGACAGCCAUCAAACACUGGUUUCAUUUCCUGUCACAUUUCCUCUCUUUGGUCAUUUUCAUGUGGCCACAUUUAAACUAAUGCUUUAAACCAGAGGGGUUGCGUGAACGGAUUUGAUGAGAGCAGCCAGUAAAGAUUAAAAACAGAGGAGGAGAAAGACAGAGGAAAGAAAAGACGUAGAGUUAGACACGAUAGAACGGCAAUAAGUCAGAGCAACAGUAACAGAGAAUAUAAUGUUACCGAAACCUACAACUGCAUUACGUAGCAAUUUCACUGAAUUUCUAGAUUUGCACUGUCUGCCCAAUGGUCUGUGUUUGUUGUGUUGAAGAAAAAC
Messenger RNA from Centropristis striata (black sea bass), 7339 nucleotides. It is a transcript of the gene ppp2r5b, whose product is annotated as protein phosphatase 2, regulatory subunit B', beta. Gene Ontology annotation, molecular function: protein phosphatase activator activity. Lineage: Eukaryota; Metazoa; Chordata; Actinopteri; Perciformes; Serranidae. The record is from RefSeq and is a predicted model, not a curated record. Gene Ontology annotation, cellular component: protein phosphatase type 2A complex; nucleus; cytosol. Gene Ontology annotation, biological process: signal transduction; protein dephosphorylation. The transcript has 13 exons. The coding region runs from base 1285 to 2862 and encodes 525 amino acids.